AUGUCCCAACCCAGAUUCGUUUCCACCAUCUUCCUCUGUCUGGCCCUCCUUGUUCUGUUCCAUGCCCAGCCCCCAAUCUGCAACGCCCUAUCGUUUGGGGACCUCAAUUUGUUGAAACACAGGGAAAUAGAUGUGAUGACCAAAAGGGUUUGCACCAAGAGCAUUGGAGAGUGUUUGAGUUUGACAGAGCCGGAGAUGGAUUCUGAAACCAACAGAAGAGUUCUGGCAAUGCAGAAAAAGUACAUUAGCUAUGAGACACUGAAGAGAGACAUGGUUCCGUGUGAUAGGGCUGGAGCUUCUUACUACAAUUGUCAUGCAAUACGAGCAAAUCCUUAUAAUAGAGGCUGUGAGGUAAUUACUGCAUGUGCAAGAGGUCAAGACAUCAACACUUGA
Messenger RNA from Sphenostylis stenocarpa, 393 nucleotides. NCBI's taxonomy places the organism in Eukaryota, Viridiplantae, Streptophyta, Magnoliopsida, Fabales, Fabaceae. The record is from the annotation of a GenBank genome assembly.